Molecule: messenger RNA, 3120 nt
Organism: Dovyalis caffra
Lineage: Eukaryota; Viridiplantae; Streptophyta; Magnoliopsida; Malpighiales; Salicaceae
Source: the annotation of a GenBank genome assembly
AUGGCAGUGAAUGUGGAAAUUGGUUCUCAUGUUUGGGUUGAAGAUCCUGAAUUAGCUUGGAUAGAUGGAAUUGUUCUUAAUAUUAAACCAGACGAAGUUGAUGUUCAAACUAGUGAUGGCAAGAUAGUUGCUGUAAGUUUGUCGAGGAUAUAUCCGAAUGAUGUGGAAGCUCCUUCCGGUGGAGUUGAUGACAUGGCUAGGCUGCAAUAUUUACAUGAGGCGGCAGUACUCCACAAUUUGGCAACUAGAUAUGAAAUCAAUGAAAUCUACACUUAUAGUGGAGACAUUCUCGUCGCUGUCAAUCCAUUUCAAGGGCUCUCACAUUUAUAUGAUGUUAACAUGAUGGAAAGAUAUAAAGGAACCUCGAUUGGAGAACUAAGCCCUCAUGUCUUUGAAAUUGCUGAUGCUGCAUAUCGGGAAAUGAUCAAUGAGGGUAGAAGCAAUUCGAUUCUGGUCAGCGGUGAAAGUGGAGCUGGUAAGACUGAAACAACUAAAAUGCUCAUGCGCUACCUUGCAUAUCUGGGUGGCCAUUCAGGUGCUGAAGGGCGGACUGUUGAACAACAAGUUCUAGAAUCAAAUCCAGUUCUUGAAGCAUUUGGCAACGCAAAGACUGUUAAAAAUAACAAUUCUAGCCGUUUUGGGAAAUUUGUUGAGAUCCAGUUUGAUAAGCAUGGAAGAAUAUCAGGAGCAGCUAUCAGGACUUAUCUUCUAGAGAGGUCUCGUGUUUGCCAAGUUUCUGAUCCAGAGCGCAACUAUCACUGUUUUUACCUUUUAUGUGCAGCACCACAAGAGGAGAUUGAGAAGUAUAAGCUGGGAAAUCCUAAGUCUUUUCACUAUCUUAAUCAAUCCAACUGCUAUGAGCUGGUUGGUGUUGGUGAUGCCCAAGAGUAUAUUGCCACUAGGAGAGCCAUGGAUGUUGUUGGAAUAAAUGAGAGAGAGCAGGAUGCUAUUUUCAGAGUUGUGGCUGCAAUUCUUCAUCUUGGUAAUAUCAAUUUUACGAAGGAUGAAGACAUUGAUUCAGCUGUGGUAAAAGAUGAGCAAUCCCUAUUUCAUAUUCAAAUGACAGCUGAGCUUCUCAUGUGCGAUCUUCAUUCAUUGGAAGAUGCACUGUGUAAGCGUGUAAUGAUAACCCCGGAAGAAAUCAUCAAGAAAAGUCUUGAUCCUCUUGCUGCAGCAGUCAGCAGGGAUGGUUUAGCCAAGACAAUAUAUUCUCGCUUGUUUGACUGGUACGAGGGUACUUACUGGAUCAUUGUUUCAGGCUUAGUUUAUGUUCCUCUAAGGAUGCACCUAUAUCUAUUCUGUCAGCAUGUAUUCAAGAUGGAGCAAGAGGAAUAUGCAAAAGAGGAAAUUGAUUGGAGCUAUGUAGAAUUUGUUGAUAAUCAAGAUGUUCUGGAUCUUAUUGAGAAGAAACCGGGCGGGAUAAUUGCUCUCCUUGAUGAAGCAUGUAUGUUUCCGAAAUCAACUCAUGAGACAUUUGCACAAAAGCUUUACCAAACAUUCAAAGAUCAUAAGCGGUUCCUCAAGCCAAAAUUGACUCGCUCAGAUUUUACCAUUGUUCACUAUGCUGGAGAGGUUCAAUAUCAGUCUGAUCAAUUUUUAGACAAAAACAAAGACUAUGUGGUUCCCGAACAUCAAGAUUUGUUGAGUGCCUCAAAAUGCUCUUUUAUAGCAGGACUCUUUCCUCCAUUUUCAGAGGAGUCAGCCAAAUCAUCCAAGUUCUCAUCCAUUGGUUCCCGUUUUAAGAUCCAACUACAACAAUUGAUGGAUAUACUAAAUUCCACAGAGCCCCACUACAUUAGAUGUGUGAAACCAAAUAAUUUAUUACAACCUGCCACAUUUGACAAUAUCCAUGUCAUUCAACAACUACGUUCUGGUGGAGUUCUAGAGGUAAUUAGAAUCAAAUGUGCCGGUUACCCUGCUCAUAGGACCUUCUCUGAAUUCCUAAUUCGAUUUGGUAUUCUUGCACCAGAGAUUUUGAAAGGGAAUUAUGAAGAAAAGGUGGCAUGCAAAUGGAUUCUGGAAAAGAUGGAGAUGAAAGGAUAUCUGAUGGGGAAAACAAAGUUAUUUCUAAAAGCUGAACAGAUGGCCGAGUUAGAUGCAAAAAAAGCAAGAUUACUUCGUAACUCAGCAGCAGUUAUCCAAAGGCAGAUUAGAACUUGCACUACUCGUAAAGGUUACAUCGUAUUGCGGAAGUCUUCUAUUCGUAUACAAUCUCAUUGGAGAGGAAGACUGGCUCGCCAGUUAUAUAAGCACAUGCGAAAGGAGGCAGCUGCAGUCAAAAUUCAAAGGAAUUUGCGUAGACAAAUGGCCAGGAGAGCGUACACUGAUAUUAGAAUUUCAGCGCUUAUGGUGCAAACAGGUUUACGUGUGAUGGCUGCACGUAAGGAGUACAGAUUUAGAAAGCAAACCAAAGCAGCGAUUGCUAUUCAGACUUGUUGGCGCUGUUAUAGAGCCGUGUCAUACUAUAAGAAGCUGAAGAAACCAUCGGUUACUUCACAAAGCAGAUGGAGGGGAAGAACAGUCAAGAGAAAUGUUUCAAACUCAGAGGCCGCAACUAUUAUUCAGGCUUACUGGCAUGGUUAUAGUGCUGUGUCAUACUAUAAGAAGCUGAAGAAAGCAUCAGCUAUUUCUCAGUUAAGAUGGAGGGGAAGAACUUCUGGGAAGGAGCUUUCGAACAUAAAGAUGGCAGCAAGAGAAACGAUUUCAGACCAAGAAGAAGAUUAUAAACAUGAAAAACAAUUGGAGGAACUCACAUGUUUGCAGUCAGAAAAACAAUUGAGGAUGAACUUGGAAGACUCAGAAGCACAAGAAAUAAAUGUGUCACGAUUUUCUCUACAAACUUCGCAAAACAAAGUCAACGAAACAAAUUCAUUGCUUAUGGAGGAAAGCUAUGCUGCAUUGAGAACAAAUGCAGCCCAUCCAGCUGUAAUUGAGACCUCAACUCUAGUCCCAGAUACUGAAGUGCAAAAAUUGAAGGUCUUAUUGUUGUCAGAAAAACGAAGAGCUGAUAAUUUUGAAAGGGCAUAUGCAGAAGUUUGUGAAUUAAGUGAAAAAAGACGCAAAAAAUUAGAAGAAACUGAAAAAAGAGUGUAUCAACUUCAGAGCUCACUGAACAAGUAA